UCGGCCAUGGCGCCCGUCCGUCCGGUUAUGGUUAUGGUCGCCUCGUCGUCGUUGUCGUCGGAGGGGAAGGUGGUUCAAUGGCUCCCCGUAUCGCUGACGUGUUUUGACGCGGGUACUUGCGUGCCAGUGACUAGCCAGAAACUUUCGUCGAGCGUCGCAUAAGUCGCCCGUUGACUUAUAAACACUGUACAAUCUGACAGCACAAAGCGGUGAUGGGAAGUGUUAGCGCCCAUAAGCGCGAGAUUCCGCUGAAGUAGCAGCCGUGUGUUAAUGCUAAUGCUAAUGCUGAAAUGAAAUUUGCCUUGAAUAUUAACCUCCGAAAUUAUGAAACAACACGCAGCGCUGCCUUUACAGUUCCGCUGCAGCUUGUAAGCUAAAUAUCCGUCUGUUCGUGGAACCUCCUAAGUUAAUCGAAACGGGUCUAGAUAUAAAAUGUGUUGAGGAACAUUUGCUAAAAACAGUUAAACGAAUGUUAAAUAGACUCGCUUGGACUGAGGCGGUUUACAGUCAACGUUACUUAACUUAGGCUAGCUGGCUAGGUUAGCUCAUGUUAGCUUCUUCUCAUUAUGCUUCGCUUUAACCCACUUGGUAAAGCUAGCAUAGCUAAGCUAACAAGUCAGUUAUGAGCCUUAUUAGCUGGCAUUUACGUUAACUAACUACCUCUAAUGAGAACAAUAAACGGGGCCAGACAGCUUAACAGAGUGGCUAGUUACCUAAGUUAACUUAGCUUUUAUGAGAUUGUUCAGCGAUGGGUGUUUCAUAACUUCUGCUGUUGCUGGUGUUUUCCACCGUCAGCGCUUGUUAUAAAUGAAUAUGUAGGUGUUUUGAGUAGGAAUCUCAGGCUUAAAAUAAUGUGCCUCUCAGCCGUGAAAAUCAGUCGUAAUCUGUCUUGGAGAAAUGCCAGUUGAAGUAAUAAAAAUAAGAACAGCUAUUAAAUGUACACUGGAAGCCUUCGAGCGUUUAAUAACGGAGGGAACAGGUCUCUCUAGGGAGAUGGACAACAUCUUGGGCUAUUGCCACAAAACUUUAAACUGUAGCUUAAUUACCAAAGCAUUCAAAAGUGGUAGAUUCGCCCAGUCCUUUCAGCUGGUGCCUAAAAAAAAAAACAAAAAAAACACCUAGCCCACUUGGGGCCUUGAUGUGUUAAUGGUAUUACUAAAUCUUCUGAAGAACAUGGAAACACCGCUUCUGUUUUUAAUCUGGAGAUAGGACAGUGGGUGCUAGACAGCCCACGUUUUAUCCCUUCAACAGAUUUUUAUCACCAUCAGCAGUGACACAGGGUCUGGCUGGCCACUGUGCAGUAUUGAGAUUUAGGAGUGUAUGAGCAAUGCGCUCACUGUGUGAGUCAGAGUGUGAGUGAAGUCUGUUCCGGCGCUGUGAGAGAAGUAGAUUCAGUGCCGGAGGGGCUGAGUGGAAAUACUGACUAAAACUAUGCUCUUAAGGCAGAAGAACUGUGCUACCAUCCCACUUGGCAAUGGAGGAGGUUCACCAGAACAGCACUAAUGGCACUGAGUCACAAACUGUUACCAUCCCUACAACUAUUACAGCUUCUCAGUUAUCACAAUUACAACAGAUGUCUCUGGGAGGUUCUCCAGUCACUGUGUUGCAGCUGCCUGGUGGUCAGAUUCAAGUUCAAGGAGUGAUCCAGUCUGCCCAGUCAUCAGUUAUUCAGUCACCACCAGCACAAGUACAGGGUCAUCGGUCUGACAGUGAAGAUUCUCAGGACUCAACAGACAGUGGAGCUUCUAACCAGAAAACAAGGGAAAUUCUGGCCAGGCGCCCAUCUUACAGGAAGAUUUUAAAUGACCUCUCAGGUGAAGAGGUUGUGAGUCGUAAUGAAGGAGAGGAAGAGACUUCUGCUUCGUCUGCUAUGACAACCGUGUCUCUCCCCACACCAAUCUAUCAGACUAGCAGUGGACAGUACAUUGCGAUCGCAUCAAACGGCUCUCUGCAGUUGGCUAGUGCUGCCGCUGAGGGUGUACAGGGCCUGCAAACACUUACUAUGACCAAUUCCAACCCUAGCCAGCCUACUAUAUUACAAUAUGCACAGACUGCUGAUGGACAACAGAUACUGCUUCCCAGCAACCAGGUGGUGCUACAAGGUGCAGGAGGUGAAAUGCAGGCCUAUCAGAUUCGCUCAUCAUCUUCAGCUCUGCCUCAGACCGUAGUCAUGACGUCACCGGUCAUUAGCUCUCAGGGCAAGACAGACGACCCUCAGUUAAAGCGAGAGAUCCGCCUAGCUAAAAACAGGGAGGCAGCUCGUGAGUGUCGCAGAAAGAAAAAGGAGUAUGUGAAGUGCUUGGAGAACCGUGUGGCUGUGCUGGAGAAUCAAAACAAAACGCUGAUCGAGGAGCUCAAGACAUUAAAGGACCUUUACUGUGUCAAAACGGGCUAG
Messenger RNA from Pygocentrus nattereri (red-bellied piranha), 2395 nucleotides. RefSeq names its product activating transcription factor 1 (gene atf1). Gene Ontology annotation, molecular function: protein binding; DNA-binding transcription factor activity, RNA polymerase II-specific; RNA polymerase II cis-regulatory region sequence-specific DNA binding. Lineage: Eukaryota; Metazoa; Chordata; Actinopteri; Characiformes; Serrasalmidae. The record is from RefSeq and is a predicted model, not a curated record. The transcript has 8 exons. Gene Ontology annotation, cellular component: ATF4-CREB1 transcription factor complex; nucleus. Gene Ontology annotation, biological process: regulation of transcription by RNA polymerase II. The coding region runs from base 1475 to 2395 and encodes 306 amino acids.